UUCAUCAUCACCCAAUUUUCAAAUAUCUCCGGUCAACGUUCUCAAAUUUAUCCUCCGUUCGCCUUCAACUCUCCUCCCUUUUAAACCCCCCAAAUUCGAAAUCUUGGGUUUUCAGUUUCCCGAAAUGCUGAAAUUAAUCUCAAUUCUGUUGCUUUUUAUCUCAAUUUCGUCGAUUUCAGUAGAAUCAAGAUGCAGCAGAGGAUGCGAUUUAGCAUUAGCGUCAUACUACGUUUGGCAAGGAGUGAACUUGACCUUCAUAUCCGAGGUUCUCAGCUCCAGCAUCGUACCGUUCUCGACACUUAAUUUCGAUCCAAUCCUUAUUUACAACAGGCAAGUUCAUAACAAAGACAGUGUUCAGGCUUUUAGCAGGCUCAACGUUCCUUUCCCUUGCGAUUGCAUCAAUGGCGAUUUCCUUGGCCACGUUUUCACCUUCUCAGUUCGACCAGGCGACACUUACGACAAAAUCGCUUCUGAAUAUUAUUCAGGUUUGACGACGGCUGAUUGGUUGCAGCGCUUUAAUAGCUACCCUCCGACCAAUAUACCGGACAGUGGGGUGGUUGAUGUGGUGGUUAAUUGUUCGUGCGGAGAUCCUGUUAUUUCCAGGGAUUACGGUUUGUUUAUUACGUACCCGCUCCGACCGAAAGAGACUUUGAAUACUGUGUUGACCCAGACGAAUUUGUCAUCGGAUUUAUCUGGCUUGGUGCAGAGUUACAACCCCGGGGAAAAUUUCAGCUCAGGGGCUGGCUUGGUGUAUAUUCCGGGCAGAGAUGCUGACAAUAGUUUCCGUCCCCUCAAAUCAAGCACAGGACUUUCAGGUGGAGUUAUCGCUGGGAUAUCUAUAGCAGCCAUAGUGGUAGCUCUGUUGCUGGCAUUUGGUAUUUAUGCUAGAUUUUUCCGAAGGAGAAAGGGAACAACAUUACUUUCAACAAUCUCCCAAGACUUACCUGCUGAAGGUGGGAAUGUUUAUGGAAGUAAUGCAGCAGAAUCAACUGCAGCUGUUCCUGCUUCUCCGGGCCUAACUGGCAUUACUGUAGACAAAUCAGUUGAAUUCUCAUAUGAAGAACUUGCCCAGGCAACUGAUAAUUUCAGUCUGGCUAACAAGAUUGGUGAAGGUGGCUUUGGGGCUGUUUACUAUGCGAAUUUGAGAGGCGAGGAAGCUGCAAUCAAGAAGAUGGAUAUGCAAGCAUCCAAAGAAUUUUUAGCUGAAUUAAAGGUUUUGACACGUGUUCAUCACCUGAACCUGGUGCGUUUAAUUGGAUAUUGCGUUGAAGGCUCUCUCUUCCUAGUUUACGAAUUCAUUGAGAAUGGCAAUCUAAGCCAGCAUUUGAGAGGCCAAAGCAGGGAGCCACUUCCUUGGUCUAAUCGAGUGCAAAUCGCCCUCGACUCAGCCAGAGGUCUUGAAUAUAUCCAUGAGCAUACUGUCCCUGUUUACAUUCACCGUGACAUUAAAUCAGCCAAUAUAUUGAUAGACAAAAAGUUUCGUGCAAAGGUUGCAGAUUUUGGAUUAACAAAACUGACAGAAGUCGGAAGUGCAUCACUACCCACACGUCUUGUUGGGACAUUUGGAUACAUGCCACCAGAAUAUGCGCAAUACGGUGAUGUUUCUCCCAAAGUAGAUGUAUAUGCCUUUGGGGUAGUACUCUAUGAGCUUAUUUCUGCUAAAGAAGCUAUUGUCAAGGCUAAUGACUCUCUUGCUGAAUCAAAGGGUCUUGUUGCCCUGUUUGAGGAUGCUCUUAAUGAGCCUGAUCCUAAAGAAGCAUUUUGCAAGCUUAUUGAUGAGAGGCUUGAAGAAAAUUACACACUAGACGCUGUGUUCAAGAUGGCUCAGCUUGCCAAAGCGUGUACACAUGAAAACCCUCAGCUACGACCAAGUAUGAGAUCCAUAGUGGUUGCUUUAAUGACACUUUCAUCCUCGACAGAGGAUUGGGAUGUUGGUUCUUUCUAUGAAAAUCAAGCUCUUGUCAACCUUAUGGCCGGAAGAUAAUGGAAAUGGUCUUUUCAACGUGCAUGUUUGGUAGAGCUAGGGUUUAGUAUACAGACAAUCCCGGUGGUAUAGUCAAAAGUGAAAAUGUACAAUAGGGCUGAAUAAUUUAAUC
Hibiscus syriacus is the source of this 2096-nucleotide messenger RNA. RefSeq names its product lysM domain receptor-like kinase 3. The transcript is spliced from 13 exons. The record is from RefSeq and is a predicted model, not a curated record. The coding region runs from base 125 to 1984 and encodes 619 amino acids. Gene Ontology annotation, biological process: protein phosphorylation; innate immune response. Lineage: Eukaryota; Viridiplantae; Streptophyta; Magnoliopsida; Malvales; Malvaceae. Gene Ontology annotation, molecular function: transmembrane receptor protein kinase activity; ATP binding.